AUGGGCAGCACUGUGAUCGACCGGGAUACCUCCCUCUACCUCCAGAGGUCCGUUCAAGACUUGUUCUCUCUGAAAGGACGAGUCACAGUCAUUACUGGCGGAGCACGAGGUAUCGGUUUGGCUUGGGCGUUCGCCUGCGCAGAAGCCGGGAGUGACGUUGCAGUUCUCGACCGUCUGGAUCAACCUCAUGAGCAUUUCUCUAAGCUUGUGAACAAUUUCGGCGUGAAGAUCAAGCUAUACACCAUCAACUCUAUCGGGACUUACUUCGCUGCUCAACUCACGGCAAGGCAGAUAGUGAAGCAGGAUGAGGGUCUGGCCAAACCUAAGGGCGGCUCGAUGGUUUUUAUUGCAUCGAUCUCAGCACGCAUGGCCAGCAAGGCUCAGUACACAAGCGACUACUGUGCAAGUAAGGGAGCCGUCGUUGCUCUAGCCACCCAGCUUGGGUGUGAGCUCGCAGAUCGAGGAAUCCGUGUCAAUACCAUUUCUCCUGGAUACGUUGCUACGGACAUGACUUUAUCCAUCGCCGAUACGAGGCCUGGCUUGACGGAAGUCUUCUUGUCUGAGCCGCCGAUGAAGCGAAUGGCUGAUCGUGUGGAUUUGAAAGGUGCCGCUGUCUUUCUGCUCAGCGAUGCAAGUGCUUAUAUGACGUCUGCGGACAUGCUCAUUACAGGAGGAAUGCAUGCUGGGAGGACUUGA
This is a messenger RNA of Diaporthe amygdali, 696 nucleotides long. RefSeq names its product sorbose reductase sou1. Gene Ontology annotation, molecular function: oxidoreductase activity, acting on the CH-OH group of donors, NAD or NADP as acceptor. NCBI's taxonomy places the organism in Eukaryota, Fungi, Ascomycota, Sordariomycetes, Diaporthales, Diaporthaceae. The record is from RefSeq and is a predicted model, not a curated record. The transcript has 3 exons. The coding region runs from base 1 to 696 and encodes 231 amino acids.